AUGCAGCCCGUGAUGGCAGCCUACUACCCCAGCAACGUCACUACUGAUCAUAUUCAACAGAAUGGUGUUAUUGAAAUGUUGAUUUGCAAUGACAAGUAUCUGGAUGAAAACAAGUCAUUGAUUUUGAAGAUAGUUGAGAGCCAGAAUUCAGGGAAACUCAGUGAGUGUGCAGAGAACCAAGCAAGACUACAACGAAACCUCAUGUACUUGGCUGCAAUUGCUGAUUCUCAGCCCCAACCCCCUACCAUGCAUGCCCAGUUCCCUUCCAGCGGCAUUAUGCAGCCAGGAGCACAUUACAUGCAGCAUCAACAAGCUCAACAGAUGACACCGCAAGCCCUUAUGGCUGCACGCUCUUCCAUGCUGCAGUAUGCUCAACAGCCGUUCUCAGCAUUGCAACAACAACAAGCCUUACACAGCCAGCUUGGCAUGAGCUCUGGUGGAAGCACAGGACUUCAUAUGCUUCAAAAUGAGGCCAGCACUGCAGGAGGCAGUGGAGCACUUGGUGCUGGAGGAUUUCCCGAUUUUGGCAUUGAUGCUUCUGGUAGAGGAAUUGCAAGUGGGAGCAAGCAAGACAUUCGAAGUGCAGGGUCUAGUGAAGGGCGAGGGGGAAGCUCUGGUGGCCAGGGUGGGGAUGGAGGUGAAACCCUUUACUUGAAAUCUGCUGAUGAUGGGAAUUGA
This is a messenger RNA of Dovyalis caffra, 678 nucleotides long. Lineage: Eukaryota; Viridiplantae; Streptophyta; Magnoliopsida; Malpighiales; Salicaceae. The record is from the annotation of a GenBank genome assembly.